Molecule: messenger RNA, 1640 nt
Organism: Lagopus leucura (white-tailed ptarmigan)
Lineage: Eukaryota; Metazoa; Chordata; Aves; Galliformes; Phasianidae
Gene: HPGD
Product: 15-hydroxyprostaglandin dehydrogenase
Exons: 7
Coding region: 75-872 (265 amino acids)
Cellular component (GO): cytoplasm
Molecular function (GO): oxidoreductase activity, acting on the CH-OH group of donors, NAD or NADP as acceptor
Source: RefSeq, a predicted model, not a curated record
GCAGGUGACACCGCGCUCUGUUCCUCCGGCUAGGCGGGAGACAGCUCCUCUACGCCUCGCGGGCGGGCAGCGCCAUGCACGUCAAUGGCAAGGUGGCUCUGGUCACCGGCGGGGCUCAGGGCAUCGGCCGAGCCUUCGUCCAGGCGCUGCUGGGCAAGGGAGCCAAGGUAGCGCUCCUGGACCGCAACCCCGAGGCCGGGCAGCAGAGCAAGGCGGCCCUGGACGAACAGUUCGAAGCGCAGAGGACGGUGUUCAUCCAAUGCGACGUUACGGAUACAGAGCAACUGAAAGGUGCUUUCAAAAAAGUAAUUGAGCAUUUUGGAAGGCUGGAUAUUGUGGUUAAUAAUGCUGGAGUGAACAAUGAGAAGGACUGGGAGAGCACUAUACAAAUUAACUUGACAUCUGUGAUAAGAGGAACCUACCUUGGUCUAGAAUAUAUGAGAAAAGGAAAUGGAGGUGAUGGAGGAGUAAUCAUUAAUAUCUCAUCAUUGGCAGGACUCAUGCCUGCUGCAUUCCAACCUGUGUACUGUGCUACAAAGCAUGGUGUAAUUGGAUUUACACGCUCAAUAGCAUUAGCUGCUAACAUGGAAAACUAUGGUGUGAGACUCAACACAAUUUGUCCAGGAUUUGUCAACACACCAAUUCUUCAAUCAAUAGAUAAAGAAGAGAAUAUGGGACAAUAUUAUUCGUAUAAGGAUGAGAUAAAAAAUAUGAUGCAGUUCUACGGUGUGAUGGACCCAUCAAUAAUUGCUGAAGGACUGAUAACAAUAAUUGAAGAUGAUACUCUGAAUGGAGAAGUUAUGAAGAUUACAGCAUCCCAAGGGAUUCAUUUUCAAGAAUACAGCCAAACACCUUUUACGUCAAAGAGAUAGAUCAAAUUGUUUAGCUCUAAUUAACUUUUGAUUUUUAAAAUAUAAAAAAAUGUUGGAUAAACUUUUGGAAAAAAAGUUAAUGAUGUAUCUAGAUCAGUGACAGUAUUCCAACAUCCACACCCUAAUUGCAGAGAUGGAGAAUAAAAUCCAGUAUGGGGAAAAUGUUAUCAACUUUUGAUUCCAUAUACGCUAAAAUAUUUUAUUCAGUAGAAUAUACACACUGCUAUGAAGAUUUCUGACUGUAUAGAAAAAAGGGCCAGUUUUUUCCUUCUUGUAGUUCUGUGCAGUUAUCCAGUCUAUGUACGCCAUGCAUAUUUUGGUGGACCUGACUUAGUACAAUUCUUUUCAUAGAAGUAAAUAUAUUGUUAUUUACAUUUGGAAUUCUCCAAACCAAGAAUUCAGUUCAGGAUAAAACUUUAAAAAUUAAGAAUUUACUUUUUCAUGUAUGUACACACAAAAAUAGAAUAAGAGGCAAAAUACUUUUUUCCUCAUUUAAACAUGCAACUGAAUAUGUAGCAUAUCAUACACAGAAGAACAGAUUUUUUUCCUCUUGGGUUAUACCUAUUUAUAAAUUACUUCUAUUCUAAAAUAUUUGUUUUCUUUUUUAUAUAUAAAUAUAUAUAUAUGUAUUUUCAGUCUUUGUAUAUACAAGGAUCACUACUUUGGCAUUGAUUGAAAUGUCUGUUUACUCAUUAAAUCUCAUUUUCUGAAUCUUUAAAUCUAAUUUCCUGCCUUAACUGAUUAAAACCUGAAUUAAAUCCUGAGCAA